AAGCUGGAAGAGUAGAAAUGCAUAAAAUUCCACCUCCUUAAAAAGUACAGAAUUCUAUAAAUAGAAGGAAGCAUAGAGAUUUUUAUGCAAUCUUAUCCCUUAGUUUUACAGAAGUGUGUCUAAAUAGUAUUUUGACUGUCAAAGCCACAGUAGUGACUUUACAUAGAGGACGAUAAGCCAUGACCCAUCUCUCAAUAUAACCCACUCUCAAUAAUACACUUUCAAUGGUUAUUUGUACAAUCACCCAAGCUGAGUUUCCUUUCCUUGUUUCUUCAGGGACAGCCUGCCGACUUGUAGCAAUGGCCAUGGGAAAUGUGAGCACUGUCACUGAAUUCACCCUGACUGCCUUUCCAGGUCUUCUGGAGAUUCAAAUAUUCCUUUUUGCACUUCUCUCGCUGACUUACACAUUAAUAGCAAUAGGGAACGUUAUCAUCAUCUCCCUCAUAUGCACCAACCAUCACCUGCAAAUCCCAAUGUACUUCCUCCUCAACAAUUUGUCCUGUCUGAAUAUUGUAUACGCUACAGGACCCCCAAAGUUGCUAGCUUGUCUGGUAGAAGAGAAAAAGAUCAUAUCCUUUGCUGGCUGCAUGACUCAAGCGUAUUUCUACUUCUUCCUGGGGAUAGUGGAGUUUCUCCUCUUGGCAAUCAUGUCCUUUGACUGCUCCGUGGCCAACUGUAACGCUCUGUGCUACACCAUCAUCAUGAACAGCAGAGCCUGCCUCCUGCUGGUUCUUGAAUGCUGGGUGGGAGCCCCUGUGUUGGUACCAACCAUUGUAGUGGCAAGGCUACCUUACUGUAGGGAAGAAAUUAAUCAUUUUUCCUGUGACAUUGCCCCUCUUCUACAGGUGGCCAGUGUAGAUACUCACAUUGAGAAGAUAAACUUUCUCCCCUCUGCCCUUGUCAUUCUGAGUUCCCUGGCAUUCACUACUGGACCCUAUGCCUACAUCAUUUCUACCAUCCUGUACAUCCCCUCAGCCCAAGGCCAUCAGAAAGCUUUUUCUACCUGUGCUUCUCACAUCACAGUCAUUUCCAUUGCUUAUGGAAGAAACAUUGUUGUGUAUGCAAGACCAAAUCAGACACAUUCACUGGAUUUUGACAAGGUCACUGUUCUUCUCACUACAGUGGUAACACCCCUCCUGAACUGUUUCAUCUACAGGUUGAGGAUUGAAAAGGUAAAAGAAGAUUUGAGAAAGACAAAGGACAGAAUUGUGUCCUUGAUUCUAAGGAAAACUCACCACUGGUGUUUAGUAUAUCACAAAGCAUUUCUUAUCUUCAGCACUUUCAUUCUGCUUGAAAACAGUGGUAUAAUAGUAUGCCAGAAAUUUGAGACCGUAUCUACAGGAUGAGCAAUGACUGUACCAAACUGAAAGAAAAUUCUGUUCAUGUCCAGGGAUAGAAAGGAAUCCAAUCCAUGAUCUGUCUUGUAUUUGCAGGUAUUUAUAGGUCUCCAGUUCCAAUCCUAAUCAUUUUCCAGGAACUUUGUUCAUGUCACAAUUUAUGUGAGCCUCAAUCUCUCCAUCUCCAAAUGAAAUAAUAAGUAAUAAAAUGUCACUAUUUGUCAUGAGGCAUGUAAAGCUAGAGAAUUUUAAUUCUUAUCAAAUACUCUUGAAUAUUUCAAGGAACCUAAUCUUAACCUCUGUUAGCCAUAUCAAAUAGAUAUUAUGGAAGCAAUGAUGGAAAAGAAGGUAUAACCCAGGAUAUCAAGCCUCCAACUAUACUGAGUGAGAGGUGGAGAUAUCUGAGGUGAAAAGGAACACAAGAGGUGGGUUAGUGGUAGAAUUAGAGAUUUCUGUGGACAUGCAAUUGUAAGUUGUCAGUUUCAUAAUUAUAAGAAAGAGAUAAGAGCUAGAGAGAAAGUUUAGGAAGCCACCAAAUAUAUUAAUGAUAAUUAAAUCUAUAAAAAUGACCUAGAUCACUGGGGAAGACAACAAAAGGAGACAAUCUACAGAUUAGUUGAAGGAUGGGCAACCAAAAGAAGAAAAAUCAAGAGUAUGGUACCACAGAAUAGGAUAAAAGGCAAGGAGAGACCAAGGGGAGAACAUUUCAAGUAGCAUCAUGACGGAUUGAAAGUAUCUUCUGCAUGCAGUGGCAACAGAUCUGAAUGACUUCAGUAAAAAAAAUAGAAUCUGGGAAAUAAAACCUAAAAAAGAAAGAGGGAAUAUAAAAUACAAUACUAUCAAGAAAAUCAUCUGGAAUAUAAGUAGUGCUGUAAUAUGAAGGAAAUGUGCAUUAAAUCAAAGAUUAUUUUGAAAUACAAGAUACAUUUUUGUGGAAUGUUGGCUGUAAGAGUGCAGAUGUGGGGACAGGCUGAGGCUACAGGACACAGGGGAAGAGUAACACUGGGUUGGUUCCAAGGGAUGGCCAAAGGUAAUGGACAUCUGGAGCAUUAGUGAAAAGCUAGUUGUUGGGAGAAAUUUGGAUUACAGACUAGUAACUAGGGAUGGAUGCAUUCAGAAGAGGAGCCAUACCAUGUAACAUGCAAAUUAUCACAGUGCCUUAAAAAAAAAAAAAGAUUUAAUUUAUUUGUUUGUUUGUUUACUUAUUUAUCUAUUUGAAAGUCAGAAUUACAAAAAGAGAGAGGGAGAGACACAGAGAGCUCUUCCAUCUGCUGGUUCACUCCCAAAAUGGCCACUGUGGCCAAGGCUGGCACAGGCCAAAGCCAGGAGGAAGAAGCUUCAUCCAUAUCUCCCAGGUAGGUGCAGGGGCGCAAGCACUUGAGCCAUCUUCUACUGCUUUCCCAGGAACAUUAGCAGAGAGCUGGAUCGGAAGUAGAGCAGCUGGGACUCAAACCAGCACCCAUGUGGGAUGCCGGCACUACAGACAGCAGCUUAACCCACUGUACCACAGCACCAGUCCCUCACAGUGCCUUUGGACAGCUGCCCUAAAGUGAAUCUUAAGAAGACCUAAAGGCUUUGCCCUUGACUUUAAGUAGAGAAUGAUCACAAAAUAAAGUAUAAUUCUAUGGGUAGGCAUUUGGUACAAUGAUUUAAUUUGAGUCCCAGCUCUGUUUCCAGUUCUAGCUUCUUGCUAAUGUUUACCCUGAGAGGAAUCAGGGAUAGCUCAAGGACUUGGCUCCCUACCACCAACAUGGGAGAACUGAAUGAAAUUCUGGGCUUCUCUCUCUCUGUAUGCUUCUGUCUUUAUCUGUCUCUUUGCCUUUCAAAUAAAAAUAGUUAAUAAAGUUGAUAAGGCAACAUAAAUUUUUUUAAAAG
Messenger RNA from Oryctolagus cuniculus (rabbit), 3212 nucleotides. It is a transcript of the gene OR6M1, whose product is annotated as olfactory receptor family 6 subfamily M member 1. Gene Ontology annotation, molecular function: olfactory receptor activity. The record is from RefSeq and is a predicted model, not a curated record. Gene Ontology annotation, cellular component: membrane. NCBI's taxonomy places the organism in Eukaryota, Metazoa, Chordata, Mammalia, Lagomorpha, Leporidae. Gene Ontology annotation, biological process: G protein-coupled receptor signaling pathway.